GUUUUUGUUUUGCAGCUUUUCAUUAUCGAUCAAUCUUUGACAAAGCCAGUGUGGUGAGAAAACGCGCAAAAAAAUCAUUUCGUAUUAAUUAUAAGGUGAUAAAAUUUCGAUUCAAAAUAUUUUAUUUGCGAAUUUCAAUGUUCAAAAAAUAACUUCGUUGAAAAGCAAAACAACAAAUGGCAUCCACACCCAAAAGCGAUGAUGUCGUUUCUUUAAAUGAUUCUUGGAUCGAUAUCAAUGAAAAUACAACAUAUUCUCCCAGUGAUACACCACUUCAUAUCCUCAUGAAAAACAAUGGACCAACCCUACAAAGUUUGGAGAAAUUAUUAUUGGAUGCACAAAAAGAAAGCCAAACAGGACAUUCAUCAUUGAAAGGAUCAUUUUUGGGUUCAUUACCCAUCACGCCCGAUGGUUUACAAACUCCUCCGAAUAGCAUCUAUUUUAAUAAUAAUGAGCAUAAUGAUCGAAGUCAUUUGAGUACAGAUUGGAUAUGGGAUUGGAGCAAUCGUGAUCCAUUGUCUAAAGAAUGGAAUAAUCUACAACAAAAUCGUAAAACUCGUCCAACAUUUCGUCAAUGGAUAAUACGACGUGGAAUUUUAUCGAAAGAAGUUCUUUCAUUAUUAUUUUUGACCAAUGUUCUUUCAUUGAUUUUGGGUGCUGGAAUUGGCUAUACAAUUAUUCUACGUCGAGCUUUCUGACAAAUAACAAAAUUACUGACGAACAAAUGAAUGGUGUGUGAUGAAUGGAAAAUCAUUAAUAUUUUGUUUCUUAUCAUCAUCAUAUAUAAUUUAUAAUCACACAUAUAACUGUUUUUUUUUUCAUUUUACAUUCUUAUUAACCUGAUCAUUUUGCCUUUGUUUGUACACUUGUGCUUGUGUGUCUAAUUUGUGUUUGUUUAUUUAUCAUUUCAUA
Molecule: messenger RNA, 912 nt
Organism: Dermatophagoides pteronyssinus (European house dust mite)
Lineage: Eukaryota; Metazoa; Arthropoda; Arachnida; Sarcoptiformes; Pyroglyphidae
Gene: BNIP3
Product: BCL2 interacting protein 3
Biological process (GO): positive regulation of apoptotic process; mitochondrial outer membrane permeabilization
Cellular component (GO): nucleus; mitochondrial outer membrane; mitochondrial envelope
Source: RefSeq, a predicted model, not a curated record